AUGUGCUACAUCAUAAACAAUGAAAUCGAAAGUAGACGAAUCAAAAAAUCGAUAGUUUACCAAAAAUUGUUGGUCAGACGAUUCAUCAUCUAAGAAUGUUUAUUUCCCAAGACAGGGUGGAGGAAGCUGGGGGAAAGCACUGGUUGGGUAUAUGAAGUGAACUCUGUGUGACCCCCUAGUGAUGUCAUCAGCAGUAUACUACAGGCCAACGAAUUUAUUCCGCUGUAUACAGAGUAUGUACUAUUUCAAAUAUUUGGUGCUAAAUACUGUUUUUAUUUUUCCAAUGUAUACUUUAAGUGAGUAUAUUAAACUGAGUCCACAUAACCAACGAGACAGCAUCACAUCAUGUACCAAAGGAUUGAGGGAGCAAAAAGACAAAGCUGUUUUCACCAGUGAAGUUAAAUUUGACAGUAACACCACAGACUAUACCAGAAUAAUAUCAUAUGAAAUUAAAAGACAUUCUGAAGCAUCUUUCUCCCUUCUUUGUACUGUGAGCAUUAAUCAAGGCUGCCAGGGCUUUGAAGACAGAGAUUGUUACUGUAACCACACAGAUGCCCAGGAUGUGCAUCAUAUCUUUAUCAACAGAACAGUUCUUCAAAUGGACAGUGAAGCAGAAAUACGAGGAUACUUGUACCACAUCAGCUCUAACAAGCUCUACAGCUCAGUCCAGACACUCCCCACAGUCUACAGUAGUACUUCAAGAUUACUGCAAAUCAAUGGGAAAAGCUAUAUUGGUCCAAACUGCUAUGUUGAAAUGAAUGCAAAUGAAGACCAGGUGGUAUUCUCCUGUUUGAACACCCCCUCCCCCUGUUUCACCAAAAUCUACCAGAAAGGUACUGUGGUGGCCUCAGGGAGUAUGAGCACCAGUUACACAGCCAGCAGUGGGGACAAUCGUGUUACGGAGUUCAUAUUUCGAAGCUCUGUUUGUGAUGAGGAUUAUGAACAGACAUUAAGCUCAUGCAUCUUUGUUAGGGGUGAGCCAUGUAAAACCUUAGAGAAAAAUAUGGAUUGGCAAAGUGGCAUAUUAAUUGUCAGUUUUCUAUUGCUGAUUGUACAGACUGUAGGGAUGUUUCCUUAUUUGAUUAUAAGGCAUCGACAAUUGCAGAAGAAGGUAUCAGAUCACAUCCAGUUCACAGAACAACAGUUUUCUCUGAAUGAGAAUGCAUCAAUUUAAUAUUAAAUUUUCUGACAAAAAGGCAAAAUAGACACAUCCAAUGGAUAGAACUAACUGGCAAACUGUCCAUAUUUACAACUGAAAUCAAGAAAAGACUGGAUUAGGAUCGCAAUUUGAGUUUGGUCAGGGAGACCAAGAAUAAAAUUCAAAAUACACUCCACAAACUAUGUUAACUGGAGAAGAAAAUACAAUAGGAUGUUAAUCAUUUUUUUAGCAAUCCAUGUAUGUCAGUGCUGCAGAAGAAAAUGUAUCACUUUUAUUUACUUUUACAAUUUGAUUUGGUAAACAAUCUACUAGUCAUAACUAAUGUCUUUAGUUAAAAUGUAAAUGAAGAAAAGGUAAUUAUCAUCACUUUCAGUUUACCAUUACAGUAGCAGAGCAUGAUUAUAGGCCUGCUUAAUUCCAUUAAAAUUCUCAAUUUGGCAUAUUUAACAAAUGUUCACCAUUUAAUGUUCUAUAAUAAUUCAUACAUUUAUUAAGCCUAAGUAUACUGUUUAAUAUUCUACACUAAGUUUAUAUACUGCCCUUACUCUGAGGGGUCAUCCAUAAUCAGAAUCACAUAGAGGUUGGGGAAUUCAGAUCUUUGCAAUGCGGGUGAUGUUUCAGAAAAUAUAUUGAAACAAAAACAAAAUUUUAGCAUUUAUUGAGAAAUUUAUUACUUUUAUCAAUGUUGUCAUUAUUGUGUAUUCUUUUCAAUAUUUUAUUUUUAAUCCUAUUUUUUAUUCUGCAAUCAAUAAUGUCAUUCUUUUUUUUUUGGUGUAAUUUCUUUUUGAAAGAAAUAGCAGAUUUUAGGCUGGGGGUAGGCUGAUAUUUUUGUGAUAAUGUGUAACUAACAGAGGGAAUGAGGAAAAGAUAUUGUAAAAAAAAACUUGUAUAUAAUAUUACUAAACUUAGUCAAUACUAUGAUGAUAACGCUAAUAACAUUUUAAUUUACUUCAAAUUUUGGAUUUAGGCCUUAGCCUUAACAUCACAUCAAUUGAGAAGUUUUUGAGAAGUGUGUUUAUUCAGGUCCAGUAUGUCAUAUGUUUAUUCUCUAAACUGGUAAAGAAUAUUCUUUAUUAUUGUAUGAUUAUUUUAAAUAUGUUGUAUUAACAUUAAAAAGUUAUACUAUGUCUAAGCAAUAGUGUGGAUGUAAUACUAAUAGGCUUGUUAAAACUUAGCUACCUCAUCUUCUUGUAGUUGUAGCAAAUCAGUUUUUGUAAUUAAUGUGUCUAUUAUAUAAGUGCUGCAUAAAGAUAUAUCAUUUUCUUUUUGAUAUAAUAAGAACAGAGGUUAUCAAUUUGUUACAUUGAAAAAAAAUGAAAUUUAAACCCCUCUGAAUUUCAACAAAAAUUUAAGAUUUCUCAAAACCUAAUUGCUCACGAUGUAUGUAGCAUUUAUUCUUUCAGAAAUGUCUCUGGUUUUAAACAGUGAAGGCAUUAUCUAAAAUGUAUUCUAAAACAUAUAAUUAAAUUGUCUAGUAAAAAAAAUAUGUGACUCUCUUUUUUUAGUAAUUAUUAACUCCAAAUCAACAAAACACUGAUGAAGAAAACUAAAUCUGUAUUUUUUAUAAAAAGACAUGUUUGGAAAGUAUAAUUUGCUUCAUUUGUUUGCAAUUUUUUACAUGAGUAUGUGCUUGGUUAGUUGAAAGGCCUAAUCAGAUUCAUAGCGGUUUUUCUGUUUUCAUUAAAUGCUUGCCACCUGCAUAGAUCCAAAUUAGUACAUAUCAAUGGUUUGACUGAAUUAUUUCCUUUGAGCUGUUGUUUUUCAAACCACUACACUCCUGUACAAUUUAACAUCACUGUAUUUUUGUUUAAUUAUGUGGACUGGGUGUGUCUUGGUCCAUAAGUGAAUUUUUAUUUGUUACUUUGUUUCUUCUUGAGUUCUGUAUAUGAUUUAUCAACGACUGUAUAUAUAAUUUUACAUCUGUCAAUUGAUUACAGACACUUCUUAUCUUUACCUUUACUUCAAAUCUGUUACAACUAAAUUUACCUGUGAUCAUAAUGUAUGAGUUGACUUUUUACUUUCUCGUAUAUACGAAGUAUAGAGAAAGUCUUGUAAUCGUGCAAAAAAAAAAUCGAGAUUUUUACAAAUCUCGACGUUUUACACCUCACUGAUACGGAAAAACAUAUUUUUGCAAUCGUGUCCGUAUGUCUGUGUGUGUGUGUGUGUGUGUGUGUCCGUGUGUAAACACGAUAACUUGAGUACCGUUACAGCUAGGUUGAUGAAAUUUCAUAUAUAAUUAUUUUAUCAAAAUCGUAGAUCCGUAUCAACUUUUGAGCGAUUUCCGAUAACCGGAAGUGGUACUUUUUCUACUUUGAAUUUUUCAAAAGCCUGUAACUUGAGUACUAUUUCAGAUAGAUAAAUGAAAUUCCACAUGUAAGUAACAGAUCUGAUUCUCUACCUUCUGUUAAAUUUUGAGUAAUUUCCGUUGACCGGAAGUAGUAAUUUACGCUACUUCCGAUUUCUAAAAAAACUAAUGUAAAUUUUUAAAGUACUAAUAAUAUUGCGCACUAUUAUGCACUUUUUUAUUUGGCGUUUACUUGGUGUGCAAUUAAUUUGUCUACGAGAUUUUAUUCUAUUUUUAAAACUUUAAGUAUUUAAAAUGGAUUAAAAAUCAUGUCUAUAGCCCGAGUUCCCAUCCCCUGUUAUUUUAUAUAAGAAUAUUCGAGAAAGUUUAGGGGAGAUCACUCCCGGUUUAUUUAAAUGGUGCUGAAUCCCUUGUUGACUGCAUUUAUUAUCUACUGUUACCUGUUACCAAUAAUCAAAUCAUGCUUGAUUGUACGCUAAUUGUAAAUAUAUACAUGAAUGUGGAUGUUGGCUUUUUUUUGUAAACAAAAAAAAUAUUUUCCUGUUUUUUUUAAUAAGCUGUCAUUUUAUUUUUAAUUUAUGUAUAAAUUCUGUUCAGAAAUGACAUGUCAAUCCUAGUGUGGAAGAUGAAUGUGUGUUGUGAGUGGUGGUAUUUCGGACUUAAAUACUCAAGACGUUAACCUCUAUAGAGGCCAGAAAAUGAGACUACAUUGUUCAUAUAUGCUGAUUCAUUACUAAACAGAAAAAGAAAAUGUUGUAAUUUGCUUUGUGAGAUAGGUUAGAAGUAGGCUGUAUAUAUGUUGUUUAAAAAUUUAAUUAAAAGAGGUAUGGUUAUCUAAGGUGUAGGCUAGUUCUGUGUACUUUUCUAUAGUCACUGUAUCAUAGCUCUGUGUAGUAAUUUGAGUUAGUAUUUUAAAUAGCCUGUGCUUGUGUAGUUUGAUUAAACU
Messenger RNA from Physella acuta, 4410 nucleotides. RefSeq lists its product as uncharacterized. The record is from RefSeq and is a predicted model, not a curated record. Lineage: Eukaryota; Metazoa; Mollusca; Gastropoda; Physidae.